This is a messenger RNA of Penicillium soppii, 2517 nucleotides long. RefSeq names its product threonine/serine exporter family protein. The transcript has a single exon. The coding region runs from base 1 to 2517 and encodes 838 amino acids. Gene Ontology annotation, molecular function: transmembrane transporter activity. Gene Ontology annotation, biological process: transmembrane transport. The record is from RefSeq and is a predicted model, not a curated record. Lineage: Eukaryota; Fungi; Ascomycota; Eurotiomycetes; Eurotiales; Aspergillaceae.
AUGUCGGCAGACUCAUCUAUCAGCAGCUUUCACGAUGAUUCGGAUCCAGACCACACGACCUCGUCCGAAGAAUGGCAGGAUGCACCUCAAAGUAGCCCCCAGGAAGAGCGGAACCCACCGCGGGUUCGAUUCCGAUCCAAUGCGGAUUUCAUGCAGGGUGUUCAGCAUGGCCAGCCAAAGGAAGGACUCCGGGAAGAAUGGGAUCACUCUCAGCGCCAAGGGGAGCCUCACCGACCGACGACACCUUAUGCCCAUGAGUCCGCAGAUAUCACUGAUACCUCAUUGCAAGAUCGCGAAACACAACCUGGGCAAACUAUGGGUGUGCCAGGGAUCGACACGGUAGAUCACAGCGAGAAACAUGAAGAUGAGAAGAAAGAGCCAGAGAAUGCCGAACGGCGAACCACAAUGCAGAGAUGGCGGAAUGUCACCCGAAACUUCAAGCUGAGAGCAUCGGAGUUUGGCGAUCGAUUGGGUCGCCCACAGACCGAAGGAGACGAUCUUUCAGCAGCAAGGUAUCAUGCAGACUGGGCUACCGGAGGCGAAGCUGCUCUGUCUGAUAUGACAGAUGAUAAACAUAAGAGCGCCGAACAGAAGAAAAAUGACCAGGCAAACAGUAGUUCCGAGGCACAUCGCCUCGUUCGGGAUUUAACUCAAGACCAUUCCCAAAAGCGCCGCAAAGGUCGAGGCAAGCCCUAUCCACAUCAAGACAGCGAGUUCAAGGACGAGGAUAACGAGACAGGGCUGGAGUCAAGUCUGAGAUACCGGUCUGGGGGUGGUGGUAUCCUGUCACAAUUGAUCAAGCUGAACGGUGGUAAGCCCCCUGGGGCUGAUGACCAAUCUCAAUCAUCCUCCCAGUCAUCAGCUGAUACCUCUACCAGAGGAGGAUCGGGACAAAGCACAAACGUGACCACGCCCAGAAAAGGUCCACCGAAAUGGUACAAAAAAAACCAAAACACAUCUAAAUCGACCUUGAUCGGCGGAGGCCCCGGGACCUUCAGCGGCGCAAGUACUCCGGUUUCCAAUGAAGUUUUGUCUGCGGCAGCGAAACGCCGUGGCCAAGAGAACAGUGCCGGCGCCGGAACGUGUGGAGAUGGAGGAGGAGGGAGAGGUGGCCGGAAUAUCCGACUUGAGGACGAAAUCCGGGUUACGGUUCACAUUGCUGAGAUUAUCUGUCGGCAACGGUACAUCAUACAGCUAUGCAGAGCGUUGAUGUCAUUUGGUGCUCCCACGCAUAGACUUGAAGAGUACAUGCAAAUGACUGCAAAGGUGCUUGAGCUCGACAGUCAGUACUUGUACUUGCCUGGGUGCAUGGUCAUGUCAUUUGAUGACCCGUCAACGCGAACAACAGAGGUGAAGUUGGUUCGGGUUGCCCAAGGAGUCGAUUUGGCGCGCCUUUCAGACACUCACCUCAUUUACAAAAAUGUGAUCCACGAUGUGAUGGGCAUUGAAGAGGCAGUCCAGGAGCUUGAUGAUGUGAUGAAGAAAAAACCCCGGUUUCCUAAAUUCAUCAUCGUUUUGGUAUACGGUUUAGCUACUGCCACUGUGGGACCGUUCGCUUUUAACGCGCGUCCUAUUGAUAUGCCCAUCAUUUUUCUCAAUGGCCUUCUAGUUGGACUGAUGCAACAUGUUGCUGCUCCUCGUUCUGUGUUGUACUCCAAUGUGUUUGAAGUCACAUCAACUGUGGUCACAUCCUUUCUUGCCCGAGCGUUUGGUAGCAUUCCACUCGCAAUCGUGGAUGGCAAACGAGAGUAUCUGUUUUGCUUCUCGGCCAUUGCUCAAGCCUCGAUUGCAUUGAUCCUACCAGGCUUUUUGGUGUUGUGUAGUAGCCUGGAGCUGCAGUCACACCAGAUCAUCGCAGGGUCAAUUCGCAUGGUCUACGCUCUCCUGUUCUCUCUAUUCAUCGGUUAUGGGAUUACGGUUGGAACAACCAUCUACGGACUCAUGGACAACGGUGCAGUAUCUGACACCUCCUGUCCUCCCAAGGGUGCCUUUCAGAAUCCUUAUGUCCAACGAUUUCCAUUUGUGGCCAUCAUGACUGUUUGGCUCCUGAUAAUCAACCAAGGAAAGUGGAAACAGCUCCCACCCAUGAGCAUCAUCGCAUUAUCUGGCUAUAUCAGCAAUUAUUUCAGUACAAAGAAGCUGGGAUCAAACUCACAAGUCGCGAAUACCGUGGGCGCAUUCACUAUCGGCACCAUGGGAAAUCUGUACAGUCGCCUUUGGCAUGGCCACGCCGCGACCGCUAUCUUGCCCGGAAUCUUUAUUCUGGUUCCGUCUGGUCUUGCUGCAACAGGUUCGUUGAUCUCAGGUGUACAAUCUGCUGAUGAGAUCCGUCAAAAUGUCUCAGCUCACGGGUCAGCCAGCAACUCACCUGGGGCUGGGUUGCAGUCUAGUAGUUCUGUUUUCAGCUUGGGAUUUGGUAUGAUUCAGGUUGCUAUUGGAAUCACCAUUGGCUUGUUCAUUUCUGCAUUGGUUGUCUAUCCUUAUGGAAAAGCUCGCAGCGGGCUCUUCAGUUUCUAG